This is a messenger RNA of Heteronotia binoei (common prickly gecko), 1351 nucleotides long. RefSeq names its product cyclin dependent kinase 2 associated protein 2 (gene CDK2AP2). Gene Ontology annotation, biological process: negative regulation of G1/S transition of mitotic cell cycle; regulation of microtubule cytoskeleton organization. Bases 434 to 832 code for a protein of 132 amino acids. Lineage: Eukaryota; Metazoa; Chordata; Lepidosauria; Squamata; Gekkonidae. The record is from RefSeq and is a predicted model, not a curated record. The transcript is spliced from 4 exons. Gene Ontology annotation, cellular component: cytoplasm; nucleus; microtubule.
GGGCUCGGACGAAGGCGUCAUCGGUUGCGGCCGCUCUCGGGGAUUUGUUCCGAGAGAGCGCGAGGAGAGGCAGGAGUGAAAGGGCCGGGGGGUGCGCGUGCCCGCUCCCUCCUCGGGUGAAUCCCCUGGAACAGUGGGCGCGAGGAGGAGGAGGAGGGUGAACCCGAGCUCGAGGGAUCGAGCUGCGAAGCGCGUGCGGGGAAGAGUCUUUACUUGCCGGGACCAGGGGGGAGAGACAGGGGCAGCCAAUUAGGAGGUGGGACUGGGGGGGGGCUUCUCCCACCAAUCGGAGCAAACCCAGGAAAAGAAGCCCGCCAACCAAAGGAGAACUUGUGCGAGCCUCCCCACCAAUCGGAGGAGCGGCAGCAGCGGCCGAAGCCGGAGCGGCGCGCCAAUCGCCGGCUAGCCAGCAACAGAGAGCGCGGAGUCGGGGAUGUCCUACAAGCCCAUCGCGCCUGCCCCCACCAGCUCCGGAGCCGCCGGCACCAGCAGUAGCAGCGCCAGCCCCGCCCCCGGAGCCCCGCCGGUCGCCACAAGUGUCCCAUCUCCAUCUGGAUCUGUUCCUGGAGCUUCUGCCCCCUUUCGACCUCUCUUCAACGAUUUUGGGCCCCCAUCAAUGGGCUACGUGCAGGCUAUGAAGCCACCAGGUGCCCAAGGUUCUCAGAGCACAUACACGGACCUGCUUUCUGUCAUCGAGGAGAUGGGCAAGGAAAUCCGACCUACUUAUGCAGGCAGCAAGAGUGCCAUGGAGCGGCUGAAGCGAGGGAUUAUCCAUGCUCGUGCGCUGGUAAGAGAGUGUCUGGCAGAGACAGAGCGCAAUGCUCGUACGUAACAGUUGCUUCCUUCUGGCACCUCCCUGUGGACUUUCUGGCCAGUCAUCACCGCUUUGAAAUCUGGAGAUCUGCCCUUUAUCUUUUCUGUCAAUCAGUGUUGUACAUACUGGAACUACCAUUGCCUUCAAAGACCUUUAUACCAAUUGGCACCUAAGAAUCUGAAGCAUCUCCUGCUGCAUCAUAGCAACUUCCCAUCAAUUGGCAUUCUGGGAAUUGAUGCAAAAACAUUUUUGUUUCACACACCUGAUCAACCAAUGAGAAUAAUGGCUGGUAGCAAGUCUGUCUUUAUAAAUUCUUUGGGGGUUAUAAAUAAAAGUAAUGUUUGGAAUUGAGAUUCUCUUCCCUGUGUGUCUUUAAAAUCCCAUAUGAUGGAAAGUAAGACAUUGGGGGUCUGUAUUGCAAGAUGUGCUUCCAUAGGAAAGCAGUAUGUGGCCCUCUGCCCUGCUUGCAGUGGAAGCUUCAGCGAGGAGUCAUUGAGCCAAUACUGGAAAACUUGUAAUAAAAUAUUUCUACUCUUA